Molecule: messenger RNA, 3267 nt
Organism: Epinephelus moara (kelp grouper)
Lineage: Eukaryota; Metazoa; Chordata; Actinopteri; Perciformes; Serranidae
Gene: icam5
Product: intercellular adhesion molecule 5
Exons: 10
Coding region: 155-2641 (828 amino acids)
Biological process (GO): cell adhesion
Molecular function (GO): integrin binding
Source: RefSeq, a predicted model, not a curated record
UUUUUCAGGCGCGUGUAGCGUGUGAACAGCAGGUAGUUCACCAUCAGGGUCAGCUCUGAAUUAGGAUUAAUCCUGUCCAGAUACUAAAGCUAGACAGCCACAGGACCAUCCUGGAACAAACCUCAUCACAUCUUCCAUUCACCUCCUUCCUCCCAUGUGUUCAUCCAGCAUGCUGCCUCUCAGGAUGUUGGGACUCAUCAUGCUGAUGAUUUCACUGUGUGAUGCAAACAGUAUCUGCCCCACUGAUCUCAACCCUCUCACACUGGAGCCGGACGAGGUUCUGGAAGAAUAUGGAGGGAUGGUGUCAGUAAACUGCACCAGCACAAAUGAGUAUCAUGAUGGGAUGUACUGGAGGGUUGGACAUAACGUCUCUGAAGUGGAAUAUGACAGUCAGUAUAUCUCCUGGUCAGUGCCACUGUCAGACUGGAAUGUAACAACAGAGUGCAGAGUAAAGCUGACUGAAAAUGUUGAAUGCAGCAAAGACCUUGAAAUCACUCUAUACAAGAAUCCAGAAAUGGUUGUCCUGUUCCCUACAAAGUAUGCAUCUGCAUCAGAAGGGACACCGUACGAGCUGCAGUGUAAUGUCGACAAUGUUGCUCCUGUUCAGAACCUCACUGUGAGGUGGUACAAAAACAAUCAAACCAUCAGGACAGACUCUUUCACCAAGACAACGAAAACUCCAGUAACUGAGUCUUCUAUUCUGGCUGUGCACCUCAGCAGAGAUGAAAGCGGAGCCGAGCUCAGAUGUGAGGCUCAGCUAGACUUUGGGUCAUAUGGAUCACAACCUCCUGUUAUUUCUAACACAUACACUGUUUCUGUGAACUAUGCUCCUGAGCUCAUGAACCAAACGGAAGACGUUUUUGUGAAUGAGGGUGAUAAUGUCACCCUGCACUGUGAAGCUGAGGGGCGCCCUCCUCCUGUCUUUCGUUGGACACAUGAUGGGACGGUUAUUUCAGAGAACACAAAUAUCAUCAGCAUCACUGGAGCCACCAGCACAACCUACAACUGCACAGCGAAAAAUUAUCUGGGAAGCAUGACGAAGCAAAUCCAUGUUCAUGUGACCAAAACGAUCACAGCAGCAGCCCCUGCAGCCCCUGCAGCCCCUGCAGCCAUCACCACCCCUGUACCAUCAACACGAAAAGCUUGCCCCUUAGAGUUGACGCCUACUGAAAUCGUGGUGCAAUUUGGAGAUUCAGCUUCAAUUAAAUGCAGCACGUCAGAUGAUGAUAUUUUCGGAAUUGGCUGGGAGGCUAUAUUAGGAGGUACAGGCCUUGAAAACCCUCCUUCUGUCCUCUGGAUGGUUGAAAAACUGGAAGACUGGACCAUAAAACCUUUGUGCUACAUCACUCGGAAAGAUAAUUCCCAGUGUUCGUUGUCGGCAACCAUCACUCUUUACAAGACUCCAGACACUGUGUCGCUCUCUGCGUUGCAUCAGGGGCCAAUGAUGGAGGGCACAGAGUACAUGCUGAAAUGUGACAUCCUCAAUGUGGCUCCUGUGCAGAAGCUCAAACUGAAGUGGUACCGCAACAAUGAAAGUGUGCACGAAGAAAUGUUUAGUGACACCAGUAUUACCCCAGUCAACGUGUCCUCCACCUUGAGAGUCACUGCUGAGAGAGGUUACAACGGAGCACAGUUCAGAUGUGAGGCUAAGCUGCAACUCGGGCCAAACGGACCAGAGAUCGUCCCCACUGUAACCUCAGUACCUUACAUUGCUGCUGUGCACUAUGAACCACUGAUCCAAGAUUGUCCGAGACAUGUUGCUGGUGUGGAACACAAGCUCAGCCUAAACAAUUUGACCUGUCGAGCUGAUGGGAACCCUCCACCCACUGUUCAGUGGUACCACAAGGGACAAAUGAUCGAUACAUCUCAGCCCCUCGACAGGACCCAAUCGGGAGAGUACACAGUUGAAUUCGUAAAUGUUCUUGGCAAGAACAGCACCUCCGUCGAUAUCACAGUUGAAUACGGCCCUUCGUUUGCUUGUGAUAAACGCUAUGAGGUUGAAGAGAAUGGUAAGGUCCCGUGUGAACCCACGGGAAUACCUAAGCCUAUCAUCACCUGGCGUAAGGAUGGAAAAAAGGAUUUUUCACAGCGCUGGACAAAGCAUGACAGUGGAACAUACUCACUUGAAGCAACCAACAGACAUGGAACAGCCAACCACACAUUUGACCUUGAUGUUUUGUAUGCUCCUGCGUUUGUGGAGGGAGCCUCUGAGAACGAAAAGGAGGUGACCUCGGGUGAAAAUGUGACUUUGGACUGCAGUGCCAAGGGCAACCCACCUCCUUUGAUCCAGUGGAACUACACCUCUGACGUGAAUGUCAGGGAGACCACCAGGGGGCGCCAGAGGAGCAUCGUCGUCACAAGAGCCACGUCUACCAAUGCUGGUGUUUACAUCUGUGUUGCCACGAAUAAAGUUGGGAUCGUGACAAGAUCUGUCAAUCUGACGAUGAAAGGUAAAAACAGUGCAUUCUCCAUAACAGGUAUUUGGUGGUGGCUGAUUGUCUUGAUCAUCGUCGGCGGCAUCAUCAUCGCCAUGAUUGUUGUCCACAUCCACCGGAAAAAGAAAGGACAAUAUAGUUUUGUCUCUGAUGGCUCAGAUAGGCCUAUCCCUAUGACUACUCAGUCAAAUGGGGUGCAAGGUUAGGAUAUUACUUGAUGAACGGGCAUGGGUGGACUAUGAGACAAUGGGCCCCUGGGCACAGAUUUGCAAAAGGCCCCUACACCUUUUCUACACGGGAGCAAGACAUAGACUUUGUGGUGGUUGUUAUUUUUGUCUCAGUUUUGUGUCUCUUUGUAGUCAUUCUGCAUCUAUUGUGUCUGUUUGUAGUACAGAAACUCUUUAUAGUGCAUUCAACAGCAAAGUAAAUAUGGAAGGUAUUAUGUCAUGGGCGGAUUAUGAGACAAUGGGCCCCGGGGCACAAAUAUGCAAAAGGUCCCACCACCUCUCCUACAUAUGAGCAACGUGUCUUUGUAGUCAUGCAACUUUUUGUGUCUCUUUGCAGCUCCCUUGCAUCUCUUUGUGUCUCUUUGUGCUCAUUUUGACUCUCUUCCUGGUCGAAAUGUGUUUAUUUGAGUGAUGUUUUGCAAAUGAAUGCCACGGGGGACCCUGGGCCUGUGCCUGGUGGGCCUGUAAAUACUGUACACAAGAAAAUAGAGAUGUAAAAAUUACUAGCACUUGUUACAACACGUGUUCUUAUUUGUUGGCCUUUGAAAUGUACCUAGUUUUUACAUUUUUUUUAUUAUUCUUAAUAAAGUUACACAACAACUCCA